CCCAGUCUGCUGCCUUGCCUGUCCUACUCAACAGGCAACAAAGGAAGAGGCCGGGAGCUACUCAUGUGUGCUAACCUAUUCAGUCGAUAAGGUGUCACCUUAUUGUGUUAUUGUAUUUUAGAAUAUAUCCCUCCACCUUUUUACCAGACCUGCCAACUGUGGACAUGUAAACGCCGAUGUUUUUCCUGUGGAUCUGGAAGCAGAAGAACUGCAAGGUGCUGGAAGUGGAACUUGACCCAUUCAGUCUAGUCGAGUCACAUUUUUUCUACUCAUAAUGGGUCUGGGGGCUCUGCUGAAUGCAUGACUUAUGUACGACGUGAUGGGAGGAUACUGUGGCUAGUACUUUCAUCAGGAUACAAGGAGAGACCUCCCAUGCCCCCCAAUUUGGCGGAGGCCCAGUCAGAAUGAAGAAGAUCAGCCUGAAGACCAUUCGGAAGUCGCUGAGCAUAAAGGGCAAAGAGGACGGGGACUUUGUCAUGCUCCAGCAGCCCCCUGUAAGCACAGAGUUCUCUAAGGACGAGUCACUUUUUGGUGGCUGCUACACCAAAGACCUUUCAGGGUGUGAUCUGGGCUGCGAGGAAGACAAAGGUGGGCAAAAUAAGAGCCGGUCAAAGAGCGAAGGCCUGAUGGGUUCACUUAAGAGAAGGCUGUCCGCAAAACAGAAGGCAAAGAGCAAAGCCGGCUCAUCAGCCAUUAGCUCAACAGACGACGAGGACACCUUCUCCUCCUCUUCUGUACCCAUCGGCUUCAACGAGGUCAAAGCCCAGAGACCUCUAAGGUCUUCGUCGCUACGGAGUCACCACUACAGCCCCUCGCCGUGGCCUCUGCGGCCAGUUAACUCUGACGACGCCUGCAUAAAGAUGGAGGUCAAAGUUAAAGCCAUGGUUCACUCGCCGAGCCCCAGUCCCACAUUGAACGGCAUCCGAAAGGAAUUCAGCGAUUUUCAGAUGGAUGGGCUCUUUCAGGACCAACCCGAAUCCUUAAAAAACAUUCAGCAGCCACAAAACGGUGAACUGCACCUGAAUAUUGAAGAUAAUGAUGUGCCUGUAGUGCUGGGGCUGACGCCCCAAGACUACAUUCAGUACACAAUGCCUUUAGAUGAGGGAAUGUACCCAGAAGGGUCCCACUCCUUCUGUCUGGACACCGCAUCUCCUAUGGAGGUGGGGGCAGAGGCGGACAAUGGGUCCCCACUGAUGGAUCAGGGACAGGAGGAGCAUGAAAUGGUUGGUGGCUUGCCUCCAGAUCUCUUCAUGGACACCUCAGUUAAUAGUCUUCUUAUCGGUUCUGCUGACAUGAUGCUUCAAAGCCCAAGAGGAGAGGUCCCGCCUCCUCUCUCGCCUCUCUUGCCUCCCAUGAGCAGUAAUGGUCGUUUUCCCCGGACUUUCUCUACCUUCAGCUCUUCAGACAGCCAAGUUGCUGAAAGGGUUAGACACCACCUCAACUUUGAUCCCAAUUCAGCUCCUGGAGUCAGCAGAGUUUACGACUCUGUCCAAAGCAGCGGGCCCAUGGUGGUGACCAGCUUGACGGAGGAGCUGAAGAAGCUCGCCAGGCAGGGUUGGUACUGGGGCCCCAUCACACGUUGGGAGGCGGAGGAAAAGCUCAUUAACUUGGCCGACGGCUCGUUUUUGGUCCGAGACAGCUCGGAUGACAGGUACCUGCUCAGCCUGAGUUUUAGGUCACAGAGCAAAACUCUCCACACCCGCAUCGAACACUCCAACGGACGCUUCAGCUUCUAUGAGCAACCUGACGUAGAAGGACACACGUCUAUCGUAGACCUCAUAGAACACUCGAUAAAAGACUCGGAGAACGGUGCUUUUUGUUAUUCCAGGUCUCGCUUACCAGGGUCUGCAACCUACCCAGUCAGACUCACCAACCCCGUAUCUCGGUUUAUGCAAGUACGCUCGCUGCAGUACCUUUGUCGCUUUGUCAUUAGACAGUACACAAGGAUAGACCUUAUCCAGAAACUGCCCUUGCCUAACAAGAUGAAAGAUUACCUACAGGAAAAGCACUACUGACAUACAUAGGACAGUGGUGGCUAUUUUGCACUUUUUAUGUUCAGUGAGGUGUACACAAGGUUCACACACGCCUAACGUCCUUUGAGAGGAUUGGUUUUACUUGGAAGUCAAUCACUCACCAAACGCUGCAACAAGUUAUCCCAGUUGCACAAUCAAAUGCUGAAACGAGGCCUAGAUAACUUUCAGAAUUGAAGUUGACGUUACUAUUAUGGAUUUGUUGAAAUAAAGAAUUUCACAUAAAAUUUAUGGGCCCAAAAAAUUACUGGCAAAACUCUUAAACCGACCAGUUAUGCGCAUCGGUUUCUAUAUCACUGAUGUUUGCAAACACGGUUAAAGCAACAAACACUAGGUAACUUUUCAACCUUUAUAAAAUAUUUUCAUAACAAUUGUGAUGAUAUGUCGACUGACAACUAUUGAAUGACACCUCUUUUAUAUCUUGAGGGGGUUUGUAUCGAUUUCACCGGCACUAAUUAUCCUUGAGGAGGGUGGCAGGAACCCUGCCACACAAAAAAACGACAAAUGUGCUGACUGCUUUACGGCAUACUUCGUUUCCCCUUUCAUUAUAAAGACGCAAGUUGAUGCGAACGCCUUCGAGAAAAUUAUGCAAAGAUGGCAGAGCAACAUAAGAGACAAAAAGUUUUAUCCGAGGAGGAAAAAAAAGGGCAGCUACCAGGGAUAAAAUGAUACUCAAGAAUAGGCAUGUGCCAGCUACCGGUUUCAAGGUUUACCGUGGUAUGAAAAUGUCACAGUUUCAAAAAAUUUUCCGUCAUACCGUAGUUACGGUAUUAGCCAUUUUUGAGGUCCCAAAAAUGUAGCGAGAAAUCCGAGCGGCAGUGCUCACCCAUCUCCUUCCAGUUCUUGCUCUGUCCUGUUUCUUUCAGUGACACUACACCUGAGCCCCCUUCCCCUCAAAAAUAGAAAAAGCCGCUAGUAUGGGAGUACUUCAGCUACCGAAAAGAAACCGAGGAGGAAUGACCUCCAACAUGAUUUCACAUUUAUGUGAUCAUCAUCCGUCACUUUACACAAAAUUUAAGAACACUGUCAUGAACGUUUCCCACCAGCUACGAGAGUUCACUCAAGGUGGUUUAGUGUGUCUAGCGAUGGUAAAACAAAUACUAUAAUGUAAGCUUGUUAACGAGGCAGAUAACGUGGCUUGUUACCAUGCCAAGACGACAAACUAGUUUCCGCUCUACCAUUAGCCUACUUUUGUAAAUUCUUCCGCCAUUGUAAACAUCUGUCAAUUUGCAAAUAUGUUGUGAAAAAAAAAAAAAAAAAUCCUUCAAUGGAAAACUGUAUUUUCAAAUUUUAGAGCUAUAACUGCGAUAACCGCGCUAUUUUUGCUUAAGGUUAUCAUAUACCCCUUCCCCACUGGCCAAAAACCCAUGUCAACCCACUAACAAUCGGCUUUUGGUGGCAGUGGGAAAGGUGCAGCGACCCGCCUUGACCCGUGUCAAUCAACCCGCCAAGCGACCCGCGUUAAAAUCACCUCGGCUCUGAUCGUCAUGCAGUGUGAAAGCAAAACCCCAGGUCAACAGUCAACACCCUAAUCAACGUGGUGACGUAGGCUCUUACGUGAUGCGUCAUAACUCUUUUGAAUUUCAAACCAAAAUUCAGGUUGCCUACGUUGCCUCCGAACAAGCAGAGUGUUGAUCCUUUGCUGCAUUUCGACCAUUUUGAGGGCAGUAAAAAGCAUGAAAACAGAACACAAACGGAAAGGAGGCUUCCAUGUUGCUCUGCAUUGUUUACUUCCUUAAACUGAAUGAAUUCGGUCGCAGUUGUCGACGCGCACCUUAGCAUGGUGACGUCACGUAACCUUACGCACGGCGGAGGAAGGGUGAGGGGUUAGACGGGUGGAAAAAAAAACAAAAGACAGCUUUUUUCUUUCAAUGGGAAAGGUGCCAAAUGCCAAUUGCUAGUGGGUGGCAACAGCUUGGAAAAAACGCGCAUUUACCCACUACUUUCAGCGGGAAAGGGGCAAUACAUUCAAAAUCUCAUACCGGCACAUGCCUACUCAAGAAUAAACAUGGGCCCGACUUUCACUUGCUGGCGACGGUUGCUAACCUUCUUUUGCUAUUGCUUAGCUACAACUGGAUUAAUUACCUAAUUACUUAUUAUCCUUCACAUAGCCGCUAGGAACAGAAAUGUCGUUUAAUCCAUCUGCAAGCGACCGGAAGAUCAUUAUAUUACGACACUGUGCGGGUGUGCGCUGGUCCUCAUGGGAAACGCAGUUUUCCGUAAGGCAAAAGACUACUGCUUUUGUCCACCAGUGUCGCUAAAAUUGACCAAGACUGAAAAGUUAUCUAGUGUUGCUUUAAGCGGCCGAAAACAACUUUCAUAUUAACACGCGUUGAUUGUCGAAGCCGACUUUCACUUAGAAACAGAUGCAAUUUAUUAACUGGAUGUUUUCUCACUGCUAAUGUACUAAAUGCGUUCACGGUAUGACACAGGUGACAACUGUAUUCUUCAAUCUAUGUCAACUAGUGAAUACUUUGGCCUAGUGGUAGAACCAGAGAAAGCACAAAACUAUACAAGAAUAGACUUGGGAAUCUCAAAAUUGUUCAAGCAAAUGCUACGCAAAUAUGAAACAUUCUUUAUUGUUAUUGUUUUGGGUUUUUUAAGUACCUGUACAGUGGCCUGACCCAAAAUGAGACAUUUAAAAAAAAAAACCUUGGUCAUGUACGAUGAGCUUUAAAGUAACCUCUGGCUAUGUGGAGCCAUUCUAUAUUAUGCAAAACUAACGGUACUGAAGAUGCUGGAUUUUUAUCCCCGCUUUGUGGAAACAGCAUUGUGUUAAUAUUGUGCUCUAUAAAAAAGUGGGACCUAUUAUGCUUAUUAGUGAUGAACUUUACAGUUUUAUUUCAUUUACUGUUAAUUAAUACAAUAUUGCUGCAAACAUGCUAAAGUAGUGUUUGUAUUCUAAUUUUUCAUGAUGUCAACUUAUUCGUGAUGUUAGUAUUGUUUUUAUUUUUUUGUACAGAGAGACCUAAAGUUUAGGCAUAUGUGAAUUUAAGAUGGCUCAAAAUAAUGUAAAAUUACUACUAGAGGUGGGAAAAUCUGGUUACCUGACGAUACGAUACGGUUUGCUAUACAAGACUAACAAUAACGAGUUCAAGAUAUGGUGCGACCAAAAUUUUCCAUACAUUGGUCAGGAAACAUUGUAGGAUAUUCUACAAAACUACUAAUGCUUUGAGUUUAUCACUAGUAGACGUUCAAUGCAUUUGAAGUCGCUGCCACCCUCCCACUUCAAAUGGAUUGGACGUCAAUGCCUGUAAGAGGCAGCCAAUUCCAGCCAAUUCAUUUCUCAUGUUGAUUUUUGGUCACUUCCUGAUCAUUUUAGGGUAUUUUCGGGUCACUUCUUGUUGAUUUUGGAUGACUGAAAAGGAAGCAACUCAAAAAUGUCCCCCAAAUCAACAGCAAAUAACCUAAAAUGAACAGGAAGUGACCUGUUAAACACAAAAGACUGACUGUAAAUUCUCUGGUAUGCAUCACAAAACAAAACUCAACAUUUAAAAAAAAAAAAAAAAAAAAAAAACGACUCCAGCGUUGAAAGUCAAAAUCACGAAAGUUGGGUAUGUCGUAACACUGGGACUACCUGUAUAUCGAUAACCUUUUCGGUUGCAAAGUAUCACGAUCAGAGGUGGGUUGAGUAGCCAAAAAUUUUACUCAAGAGUAGCGUUACUUCAAAAUAAUAUUACUCAAGUAAGAGUAAAAUCAGUCAUCCAAAAAAUGUACUCAAAUUACAAGUAAAAAAGUAUCCAGUGAAGAGAAUACUUCAAGUAAUGAGUAACAUUGUGAGUAACUGCUUAUUUUUGUUUAUUUAUUAUAUAUUAUUUAUUUUUUUAAACAAUGCUAUUGUUUUUUUUCUCUCAGCACAAACUUACAUAUCUGAACUGUUCUAAUGAUACUGUACAAUAACCCAUUACAUAACAAUAUUAGGCCAAAGAAAUCAAAACAAAACAAAAAAAAAAAAUCAUUGAAUUCCGGCAAGAGAGGAAAAAAAGACAGAAAUGAAGCAUUAUUUGUCCAAAGAGCAUGAGUGCCUCGCCCUCUAGUGGAGAAAAUAGCUCCUAGUUUGAAUCGUGAAUACUUUAGAUCCUUCAUAGUGACUAUUAUGAAAUUAAAAGGAUCAUAUCUCCAGUUUGUCGUGGUCAAUUGGUGCCAAAUAAAAAGUGGGAGAGAAGUUUCAAUCCACGCUUUCGAGUAAUGUUGAGGGCAGCGUUCAAUGUCAAAUACUUCAUUUUUCACGGUUCUUUAAAGACCCCACGUGAAUGAACAAGCUUGCAUGAUCAUAGAACGGCAAGCUUACAUCUGAUUGGUGGAAUAGAGUCGUGAAUAUUGUUGUGACAUCUCAUUGGUGAAAUUAGUAGCGCUACUCUUGGCAAUGGCAUUUCUGGAAAACAAAAUCUAAUAUGUAGAAUAAAGAGGAAAAAUGUAACGACUAGCGGAGUAAGAGUAACGUUUUUUAUUCACAAAUAUACUCAAGUAAAAAUAAAAACUAUGGCUUAGUAAAACUUCUCUUAGAAGUACAUUUUUCUCAAAAAGUUACUCAAGUAAUGUAACGGAGUACAUGUAACACGUUACUACCCACCUCUGAUCGGGAUAUAUCAACUUUUCAAUAUAUUGUAACACCCCUAAUUACUACUACUACAAGUUUAAAUUUGGACGUUUUGUUUGUGGUUUUACUAUUUGUGUACUAAACUAAUGUAAGUAUAACGGGUCCCUUUUAGAGUACUCAUUUUGUGUAAGGAAUACUACGCAGGAGCUCGAGCGAAGAACUUUGCUGGUCUUUUAAAAAUCUGGUUAUUUGCAUGUUGUGAAAGCUUCAACAGUUGACCUCAAUGAGAAAAGAUGUCACGAUGGGUUUUGAAAUCCCAAAUAUAGGCUUGGUGAGUUUUUUUUAUUUUUUAAUUAUAAUAAAGUACUCCAAGAACCUACAGUAUAAGCAGACCUGUUGUCACUUGACCUCAAUACUUGUGAAGUGUCUUAAAGUCUGACCUAGAUCAAAUGAAUUCCUAAAUUGGUGUGAGCCCUGUGUGAAAGGAUUUGGGAAAUCCCUGGUUGGCGUGAUGUCAAGGUCUGAGCUUAUGACAAUUCCAUUACAGAUGCUUCGAUUCAUUAACUCCGGGUGGAGGACAAAAAAAAAAAAAAACAUUCGAAAUGCAGCAGUUUCUACAGAGGAUAGGGAAAAAGCACAUACUUAAUUACACAAGUGCUUUACAUGAAUACCUUGAUCGGGAAUUCUUGUUACAUGAGUUCUGAUUUUAGCACCUGAGUGCGUGGAGAUGUCCCUCAGACAACUGCUAGGGCUUUAGUUUAAUGUCUGAUAAAUUAAGAACUCUGAAUAGUGUUGCAUGUUAAGGGUUGUAGCGUUUAAAGCAUUCGAGUUGUAUAGGAAUGAAGGAUGUAGGUUAUGCUAACCUGUGUACUGGGAUGUUUCUGUCAAGUUGGAAACUUUAAUUUUUUUUUUUUUUUUGCUUUGUGACAUUUACUAUCUUAGUGAAAUUUGCGCUACAUGGAAAAUGUGAACCGUAAUUUUCGGACUAUAAGCAGCUACUUUUUUCCCCUCAUUUUGAAUCCUGCGGCUCAUCGUCCAGUUUGGCUUAUUUGCUGAUUUAUUUGGGUUAAAAGGUAACUCUUUAUUUGUCAUGAGACUGUUAUAAGAACGUCAUCAUUAUGACAUGACACUAUGGCUAGCUAGGUUCAUACCGCAGGUAUUAAUGCACAAUUCCGAUUUUUUUGUCAUAUCUGUUUUUUUGGCGUGCCCGUUCAGACUGCCUUAGUCCAAUGAGCAUGUUCAAGUAUUGCGCAUGCAAACUGACCCACAUGCGCAGAAGCAUCAAAAUAAAUGACUACACAUGCUGGUUCUGCAUCAUUCUCUGGUGAUCAUAUUUUAGGUUUCCAAAAAGAGGACACAAAUAACAGAAAUAGAUAAUCCCCGUUUAGUUUUAUAUUCAAAGUUUAUAUGGAUUGAUGGAACACAUGCACACACAAUAUUCCAAAUGUAUAUGGAUUGACAGAAUGCAUGCACCGUAUAGCUAUGUGUGCGUCGUACAUGCACGCACACACAUACAGUUAGUUUGCACCGACACUCGGCCAUGUAAGCAAUAUUGAAAUUCAGUACUGCUCAAUUACCACACAGAAAGAAAACCGAGCAUUCCCCCCAUUGUAUUUUUUUUCCUGGCUGUGGUCAAGCUCGCCUCUUCCCAGAAAGCCGAGUUCAAGCUAGGCGCUAACGCUACUGUACAGCUACAUCGCUGACAUAAUUGCUGCAUGAAUUCCGAUUUGGGAGACUUGACAGUUCAGACCGCCACCACAUUCUGGAAAAUUGUGGCCCAGAUUGCAUUUAAACCACAUACGAAAGUGACCUAGAUGGGAUUUGAAAUGGUCCACUUCAAUGCGACUUGUCCCGUUCAGACCGUCAAGUUAAUGCCUAACUCGAGUCGGAUUCAUGCAUUAAGACCUGCGGUAUGAACGUUGCCUAUCAUGGACAUUACUGAUCAUGUCAUUCAUGCAUUCAUUAAUGCUCCUGACAAUGUCAUGUCAUAUGCCACGUUUACAUGGAGCCAAAUAUUCCAAUUACAAUCGGAAUAUUUGUUCAAACCGAAUAAAUAUGUUCCAUAUAAACACAUCAUUCGGAAUGAACAGGCCCAAACCGAAUGGAAUUUCAUUCCGAUUCACAGGGGUGGAAUAUUCCUUUUCCCAAACCGAUUAGAAGUAAAAUUAUAUCAUGUAAACAGGGAAGCGGAAUGGUGUCUGGUUGCGUUCUUUCUGCGCAUGCUCCGUACUGACGUGGUGACGUCACUUGGUGACGUAAGUAACAUCACUUGCAACAUGGCUUCCAAGCACACGCACAGCGCACCCAAACAACUUUUUAAAUGAACGGCGUAUCAUUCUGAAGUUUUGUUUCCACUCGAAAAGUUAAAACAGCAGCUGAUCUGACGAUCGAUCUCCAUGUUUUGCAACGUGACGCUUUGUUUUGAUUAAUCUGCGCAUGUCAGACGGCAGUUGUCAAACGUCAUCUCGGAAUAAAGGCAGUCACAUGUAAACGCUGGAUCGGAAUAGAUGAAGUGACAUGCAAACAGCUGAUGUGAAAUUUCCAUUCGGAAUGAUUUGAAUCGGUUUGAAUAAAAGUCAGCAUGUAAACGUGGCUAUUAAUACCAUAACUGGUAAUUAAUUAAACAACUAGAACAUUAACUGAAGAAAUAAUUAGCACAAAACAUGAAUUUCAAUUGUUAUUUACGUCUGUAGCGCAGCAAUGCAUGCUAGGAGGCAUGUUGGAUGACAAGUGUUGACCGGCAGCAGAGGUUGACUGUCCGUGAUGGCCAAAUGAAGCUUUUUGAAGCAAUGAAGCUUUGCAGCUAGUUGGUUCAAAGCUUCAUGGUGGUUCAUUUGGUCUUCUGACAGUCUUACGUUGCAGCUGUCAAAUAAAUUGUUACCGGUUAAUAUCUUUUUGUGUAAAUAAAAUACAAUACAUAAUACAGUGAGGGCAGCUGUGACUAAUAUUCCAGUGCGGCUUAUCCAUGAACAAAUGUUGUUUUCAUAUCAAAUUUCGUGGGGAAAGCUUAUAGUCAAGUGCGGAUUAUAGUCCGAAAAUUACGGUAUUUUUUUGGGGAGUAGAAUUAGGCAAACGUAACACACAAGAAUUCUUUUGCACUCUCAUUUUUCAUCCUGCCAAGAAUCGUCUUUCCCAGUCGCACGGUAGUCUUUAUUUCUUCAUGUAAGCGUUCGGUCAACUAUAUACUGUAAUUAGUUUGGUGUCAUACGAUAUUUGUGGAACAUGAAGAGGAAGGCACCAGCAUCUCUGUUCAGAUAAGCGGAUCAUGAAUGUGGACAUACUUUUGAUGGAAAUGUGAAAAUAUUUUUCUAUUGUAUUUCUUUUUGGACUUCUUCUUUGUCACAUUUUUGAAUAGCAGGAACCCUUUUCAUAAAGUGUUGCUGCUCUGAUUUUUUUUUUUUCAUCCCUUAUCAAUACUUUUAAGCAUUAAUUCCUUCCGUGUGAUUUCAGAUGUUGAUGCCUGUUCAGCUUGCUGUUCCGCACUUAACAAGAAUUUUUCUGUGCAUCUCGAUGAAUGUAGGUGAUCGUUUACAACAUCUUUUUUUUUUUUCCCCGUCCAUGUUUUGUUGACGUCUCGAAUAUAUUGGUACAAGACUUUGUCAUGUGUUCUACAUAUUUGUGCUGCUUACCGAAAAUGAUUGCCUUUCUUAUAUUUAACAACGAGGGAACUAGAAUGUUGCCAAUGUUGAUGUAUGUAUCGUACACAUGAUGGCGAGUUGGGAGAGCAACGCAGAUUUACAAUUUUUCUCAAAAUGAGUUCAGUUCAAAAGACCCAUUAUAGAAAUGAUCGGUAGACACACAUUAGAAUUACUAGUUCGAACCAGUUUACAUUGUUUGUCAACUUUCCAAAGUAGACAGUCUUUUGUAAUUUCUUUUGUUAAUCAGCAGUGAUUUAUUGCACAUUUUGGAUACAGUUAAAGAGUUUUUGUAUCUGCCAAUUAUAAAUUAUAAAUAAAAAAGUUAUAUUCUAAAAAUGAUUGCUUUUGUUUCAAGUACUUUUUAUUUAAUCUACUUCGGAUGCUCACAAAAAGUAAAAUGAGACGGGCUGCAUGAUUGCUAUUUACCGUAUUGGCCCUAAUAUAAGACGGCCCUGAUUAUAAGACGACCCCCUCUUUUUAAAGAGUCAAGUUUGAAAAAAAGACAUUUUGAAUACCAAAUUAAAAAUUAUAUACUGGAAAUAAUUACAUCUGAAACAAAUGAUUAUAACAAUAUGUUUGAGAGAAAAAGCAUGUUCUUUUGCCUCAUUCAAAUCUUUAUAUAUGAACAUUUAAAUAUGUAAACUAAAGUGCAAUCACAUUCGUAAAUGGUUGGCUUCUGGUUUUUUGAAAUGUAAAUAUACCGAUCUAUUGUGAUAAAACAACAAAAUUGCAAUAACUGCAUUAACUGCAUCAAAGUGAGGUCUAACUGUAACUGAAGCAGUGCUGCAACGAUUAAUCGAUUAACUCGAGUAUUCUAUGAGGAAAAAAAUAUUCGAAAUAAGCUUUGUUGCUUCGAGUAUUCGUUUAAUUAAAGUGGCGUUGUAAUGGCUUAUAUUGAAAGUUUUUUCAUUUAGUUUUAUUGAUUAGGGUGGAUACACUGCCCUCUGGUCUGCCUCUUUUCACAUGGCUGAAUCCAACUGCUCCCCGUUAAGACCAAUGUAAGCUUUUGUUUGAGCUAAUGUUUUUUAAUGCAUUCACAAUUUAGUUUAUAGGUAUAUUUAGCCGUUUUUUGUGGAAAUGUGUCUGAACCAUUUGUUAAGAGUAUUGUAAAAAAAAAAAAAAAAAAAAAAAAAGUUAUCAUUUUAUAGCCUUUAAGCUAGCGGACUUUUUCUAUUUAAGUUAGCCAAUUGUUCUUUUGUUGUACAUAGAUCCUCAUUAAAAAAAAAAAAUUAUACCGUUUGAGGCUCAGCUCAGGUAUUUUAAUUUUUCAUGUUCCUUCUCCUAUUACUCGAUUAUUCGAACUAACUAGUCCAUCGAUUAAUUGACUACUAAAAUAUUCGAUAGAUGAUGCCCUAAACUGAAGUCUUGAAACAAAUCUGAAUAAGGUAAAACAUUGCAAUAAAAUAAUGCAAACUGGUGAAACUUGAGAGUAGCUGAGAUCUGUCAUGACAGAACAUUACUCCUCAAGUUCAGCAUUCGCUUCAAUGAUAUCUGGCGCCAUCUAGCGUCGUGAAUGAGUAUAAUGUCUAGACCCCAAAUAUAAGACGACUCCCACUUUUUCAGUUUUAUUUCAAUGCAAAAAACACCGUCUUAUAUUUGGGCCAAUACGGUACUAAAAUUACCGUAAUUUUGGGACUAUACGCCGCUACUUUAUUCCCUCAUUUUGAAUUGUGUGGCUUUUCGUCCUGUGCGGCUUAUUUGUUGAUUUAUUAAGUUUAAUAGGUAACACUUGGACAGAGGCGUCAUAGGACUGCCAUAAUUAUGUGACACUAUUAUAGGCAUUAAGAAUGUCACUAACUCCAGUUAUGUCCAGCUCGGAUAUUUUACAUCCAUUCAAAUGGGAGAUAAUUUGCCGGAUGACACUAAAUUACAUCGUUUAAAUGCAUUCAUUAAUGCUCAUGACAGUGUUAUGUCAUAAUUAUGAUUGUCCUAUGACAGUCUUAUGGCACCACUAUCAAAUAAAGUAUUACCAGAUACCAUAACUAGCAAUGCAUGCUAGGAGGCAUGUUAAACAACAACAAUGUUGACCGCAGGUGGCAGCAGAGGUUAACUGUCAGUGAUGGCCAAAUGAAGCUUCUUGAAGCAAUGAAGCUUUGCAGCUAAUUGGUUCAAAGCUUCAUGGUGGUUCAUUUGGUCUUCUGACAGUCUUACGUUGCGGCUGUCAAAUAAAAUGUUACCGGUUAAUGUCUUUUGGUGUAAAUAUCCUAUAAUGCAGUAAGGACAGCUGCGACUAAUAGUCCAGUGCGGCUUAUCCAUGAACAAGUGUUGUUUUCAUGUCAAAUUUGGUGGGUGACGGCCUAUACUUAGGUGCGCUUUAUAGUCUGAAAAUUACGGUAAUUGAUUCAACAAUGUAGCAUUAGUUGUCUGCAGUGUUGUUUUCUUCAACGAUGACGAAAAUAUUUCGUCAACGAAAACAUUUUUUCAUGACUAGACGAUAACAAGCUAAAAACGUGUUUUGGGAGACUAAAGCAUAACGAGAUGAAUGCCAGUUUCUGUCUGACGCCACGAUAACGACACGAAAAUGCACAAUAGUUUCCUGUGUGACAUUGAAUGUGUAGUUAGCCAGCAUCGUAGCAGUGUCUGGUUGAGUCAACCAUGUUACAACAAUUUAACUCGAGUAAUUCCAUUAGAAAAAGCUUUGACCCAAAUUUUGCUGCUUCGAGUAUUCGUUUAGAGUGGCCUUGUAAUGGUUUGUUUUGAAACUGUCUGCAUUGAGUUUUAUUGAUUUGGGGUAUACACUGCCCUCUAGUGGCAACAAUGAAUAUGAUAGAACUCAUUUAACAUGGCUGAAUCCAGAUGCUCCCUGUUCGAGUAUAAGGUAAGUUUUUGAUUGGAGUAUCAUUGUAAUUUUUUGUUUGGAAACUGCAUUUAGUUUUAUUGAUUUGUAUAGAUACACUUCCCUGAAUCCCUCAAUAUGACAUAACUCAUUUAACAUGGCUGAAUCCAGCUGCUCCC
Corythoichthys intestinalis (scribbled pipefish) is the source of this 13163-nucleotide messenger RNA. RefSeq names its product suppressor of cytokine signaling 6 (gene socs6a). Gene Ontology annotation, molecular function: 1-phosphatidylinositol-3-kinase regulator activity. The coding region runs from base 405 to 2015 and encodes 536 amino acids. Gene Ontology annotation, cellular component: phosphatidylinositol 3-kinase complex. The transcript is spliced from 3 exons. The record is from RefSeq and is a predicted model, not a curated record. Gene Ontology annotation, biological process: phosphatidylinositol phosphate biosynthetic process; intracellular signal transduction; regulation of growth. NCBI's taxonomy places the organism in Eukaryota, Metazoa, Chordata, Actinopteri, Syngnathiformes, Syngnathidae.